AUAUGAUUUGGGACCGAGUUUAACAUUUCUUUCCGGAAACAAUAACUCGUCCCAAAGAGAAGAGAUGGCUUCCGCACUUGAAUCGUAUGUAAAUCAUACUGUGUCUAUAGUGACAGCUGAUGGCAGAAUUAUCGUGGGCACAUUGAAGGGUUUUGACCAGACCAUUAACUUGAUCCUGGAUGAAAGUCAUGAGCGUGUGUACAGCUCUUCCCAAGGUGUGGAGCAGGUCAUACUGGGACUAUACAUCAUCAGAGGGGAUAAUGUUGCUGUGAUAGGGGAGAUCGAUGAUGAUACAGAUGGUGGACUGGACUUCAACAAUAUCAAAGCAGAACCUCUUAACUCUGUUAUGCACUGACCCCUGUCAUCUGACCUCAUCUUCAUUGUCAUUUCAUUCUUCAUUGAGGAAAACAUCCAAGAGGACCAUGUUAAUAGUUGACAUUCAUUUAGGAGAUUUUCAUGAAGUUUCUGAAGUAGGAUAUCAAAAGUCAAAUUACAAUUUAUAAGUAAUAUAAACAUUGUAGGUCUUUUUACUAUAAACUUCGUAGAUUUAAGUCAGUAGCCAUACUUAAGUAAUUAAGUAGAAGGAUUUGAGAAAUUAUCUUCUUUAAUACAAUCUUAUUUGUGUAAUCACAUUAAGUCCUUAAAUGGAUAAGAAACUGUGAAUGGAAAAAAUCUCCUCCUAAACCCUCUUUUUGUGAAAUGUUUCCUUUAAGAAAUGAUACAAAAUUAUUUCUUUGGUAAUAAGUACUCUUUAAAACUUCUAUAAAUACUGUAUCUGAUAUCCUGGCUUCUGCCUUUAGGACUAUAACAUCUGUAGAUUGCCUACAAAAUACCUUCAUUGGUUGAAUUGUUAUCAUUGUGAAGAUAUUGUGAUUUUUGGAAAUAGUUGUACGAGAAAAUCUAUGAAAUCUCUAUAAUGUGUUGAAGUUUGAAAAACUGUUCAUUUAAGAAUUUACAUUAAGUUUACAUCUAACAUCUUCAUUGUCACAUUUAAGUUCAUCAAGAGAAUGUUGAAAUUCUACACAUCUACAAAAAUAACAUUUAGAGUGCAUGAAAGUGUGUUUCAAAUAUGUAAGAAAAUCUGUGUGUAAGGGCUGGAUCAGUUUGAGAGAUGUAAAAGUUUAAUUUCUGAUUAAGUAAAUCAUGUUCACAAACAUUUGUAUUUUGGGAAAAGUUAAUCUGAAUGAACAGAAUUUUAUUGUUGUAAAUAAACUAUUUUAAAAACAA
Pecten maximus is the source of this 1227-nucleotide messenger RNA. RefSeq names its product U6 snRNA-associated Sm-like protein LSm8. The transcript is spliced from 4 exons. Lineage: Eukaryota; Metazoa; Mollusca; Bivalvia; Pectinida; Pectinidae. The record is from RefSeq and is a predicted model, not a curated record. Gene Ontology annotation, molecular function: RNA binding. Gene Ontology annotation, cellular component: U4/U6 x U5 tri-snRNP complex; U6 snRNP; precatalytic spliceosome. Gene Ontology annotation, biological process: mRNA splicing, via spliceosome. Bases 65 to 355 code for a protein of 96 amino acids.